AAGAGUGGUGUGGGGAGGACAGCCCUCGUCGGAAGCAGAUGCGCUCAUCUGGAAGAUACCAAAAGCGGCGCCUUUCCUCACACGCAGUGCAAACAACGGGGGAGGGGUGGUGGUGAAAGCGAGCUGAGGAAUGGCUCGUUACGCGUGCAUGCUUUGUUGAAGAGCAAUGAUACAAGGCAGAGAUGGAGGGGAUCCUUCUCAGGAGCAGAAAGAAGAAAAAGAAAGGAAGACGAAAAGGAGGAGGAGGAGGAAGAAGAAAGAGCCAGGCAAGACACGCACGGUUUGCUCCAACCUGCUGCCACCGUGGCGCGAAGUGGACAACCCCACUCUGCCGGCCAGCAAUAGACUCAAGACCACCAAGUACACAGCGGUGUCCUUUUUCCCCAAGAACCUCUUUGAGCAGUUCCACCGCCUUGCCAAUGUUUACUUUGUCUUCAUUGCCUUGCUCAACUUUGUGCCGGCUCUUAACGCCUUCCAGCCUGAGCUGGCUCUGGCCCCUGUCCUCUUCAUCCUGGCGGUGACUGCGGUCAAGGAUCUGUGGGAAGACUACAGCCGCUACCGGUCAGAUCAGGAAAUCAACCACAUGGAGUGUCUGGUCUAUAACAGGGAUGAAAGAAAAUACACAACAAGAUUCUGGAAAGAAGUAAAAGUUGGGGACUUCAUUCAGCUGCGUUGCAAUGAAAUCAUACCUGCUGAUAUAUUGGUGCUUUCUUCAAGUGACCCAGAUGGCCUGUGUCACAUAGAGACUGCUAAUCUGGAUGGGGAGACCAACCUGAAGCAGAGACAGGUGGUGCGAGGAUUUUUAGAGCUGGACUCUGACUUUGACCCAUUGAAGUUUACUAGUAUCAUUGAAUGUGAAGAGCCAAAUAAUGACUUAAGUAGAUUUCGAGGCUUCAUUGUACAUAAAAAUGGGGAAAAAGUGGCACUGUAUAAAGAAAAUCUUUUGUUACGAGGAUGUACGAUUAGGAACACCGAAGUGGUCUCUGGAAUAGUCAUCUAUGCAGGGCAUGAGACCAAAGCCUUGUUAAAUAACAGUGGCCCACGUUACAAGCGCAGUAAGCUUGAAAGACAAAUGAAUGUUGAUGUCCUUUGGUGCGUUCUCAUUCUUUUCACCAUGUGCCUGUUUUCAGCUAUUGGUCAUGGAAUUUGGGUCUGGCAGUAUGAUGAAAAAAGAAAACCUGUAUUUGAUGUCCCAGGUCAUGAUGGAAAGUAUUGGUCUCCUCUUCAAGCUGCAGUUUAUUUAUUUUUGACAAUGAUUAUCGUUUUCCAGGUUCUCAUUCCAAUUUCCUUAUAUGUCUCCAUUGAAAUUGUUAAAAUAUGCCAAGUGUUUUUUAUUCAUCAAGAUAAGGAUUUAUAUGAUGAAGAAACAGACCUCCAACUCCAGUGCCGAGCUCUGAACAUAACUGAAGAUUUGGGACAGAUUCAGUAUAUAUUUUCAGACAAGACGGGGACUCUUACUGAGAAUAAAAUGGUUUUCCGAAGGUGCACUGUUUCCGGUAUAGAAUAUUCUCAUGAUGCUAACGCAAGACGCAUAGCUAUGUACCAGGAAGCUGAUUCCGAGGACGAAGAAACCGGACCGAAAACAGGGACCUUGUCUCAGCGGGAGAGUAUUAGCAGUCAUCAGAGUGUUAAAGUCGUCCACAGGAACCAGAGCACAAAAUCUCAUAGGCGCACAGGGAGCAGGGUGGAGGCCAAAAGGGCAAGCAUUCUGUCAAAGCAUACGGCUUUCAGUAGCCCCAUGGAAAAAGACAUCACACCUGAUCCGAAUCUGCUGCAAAAAGUGAAUGAGUGUGCAAGCUACCUGGAAAUCACGAGGAACCAUGAUCAUCCAUUAUCCCAGCUCUCCCCUGAACUCUCUGACAUUUUUGACUUUUUCAUAGCUUUGACAAUUUGCAAUACAGUGGUGGUGACAUCUCCAAAUCAGCCACGGCAGAAGGUUAGACUCAGAUUUGAACUGAAGUCUCCAGUAAAGACCAUUGAGGACUUCAUUCGGAAAUUCACCCCGAGCCGCCUGACCUCUGGUUCAAACAGCAGCAGCUUGUCGAGUCUGGCUGCCAACCGAUCGACUCAGCGAGCUGGUUCAAGCAUCAUUUCAUCAGCAUCCACGGACAGCACUUUACUAAAACUUGAAGAAAGGCCAGCCAAUUCUUCUCAGCCAAGUAACAAUGGCUGCAGUUCCCAGCAAACCAAAGGGGCACCAGGGAAUGGGAAUGAGCCAGAGGAGGGGGAACUGCGUUAUGAAGCAGAGAGUCCAGAUGAGGCUGCCCUUGUGUACGCGGCCAGAGCGUAUGACUGUGCUUUGGUUGGUCGGCUGCCUGACCAGCUAUCAGUAGAGCUCCCUCACUUGGGGAGGUUAAACUUUGAACUCUUACACGUUCUGGGCUUUGACUCCAUCCGGAAGAGAAUGUCAGUGAUUGUCAGACAUCCCCUGACUGAUGAAAUAAAUGUUUACACAAAAGGAGCAGAUUCAGCCAUCAUGGAUCUUCUUCUGCCCUGUUCUUCAGAUGACCCUAGAGACAAACACCAGAAGAAAAUCCGAAGCAAAACUCAGAAUUUCCUUAACCUUUAUGCUGCUGAUGGACUGAGGACUUUGUGUAUUGCAAAGAAAGUGCUGAGUAAGGAGGACUAUUCUCACUGGUUAAAAAGUCACAUUGAAGCAGAAUCUGCUAUUGACAACCGGGAAGAACUGCUGUUCCAAUCAGCCACUCGUAUAGAGACCAAUCUGCAUCUACUAGGUGCAACUGGCAUUGAAGACCGUUUACAGGAUGGAGUCCCAGAAACCAUUGCAAAUCUGCGCCGGGCUGGGCUGCAGAUAUGGGUCCUAACUGGAGAUAAGCAGGAAACAGCCAUUAACAUUGCUUACGCUUGCAAGCUGUUGGACCAUGAUGAAGAAAUCAUUACCCUGAAUGCUGACUCUCUGGAAAUGUGUGCUACCUUACUGGAACAACACUUGCACUGCAUAGAGUCUAAAUUUUCAACUGAAACAUUGGAAAAAUCUUCUCAGAACAUGACUGCAAAGUUUACCCCCCUCUACAUGCCAUCAUCUUUGGUGCAUCCAAGACUGGGUUUAGUCAUUGAUGGAAGGACGCUGGCCUAUGCCUUAGACAAAACGCUAGAAGACAAAUUCCUGUUGCUAGCCAGGAGAUGUCGUGCUGUGCUCUGUUGUCGCUCUACCCCAAUUCAGAAAGGGAUGGUCGUCAAACUGGUCAGGGACAAACUGAAAACAAUGUCCUUGGCUAUAGGUGACGGAGCCAAUGAUGUCAGUAUGAUACAAGUUGCUGAUGUCGGUGUGGGGAUCUCAGGUCCGGAAGGCAUGCAGGCUGUGAUGGCAAGUGACUUUGCCAUCCCAAAGUUCCGGUAUUUGGAGAAACUCCUGCUUGUACAUGGCCACUGGUGUUACUCACGGCUUGCCAACAUGGUGCUGUAUUUCUUCUACAAAAAUGCAAUGUUCGUGGCCCUCCUCUUCUGGUACCAGUUUUACUGCGGGUUUUCUGGAUCGUCCAUGAUCGAUCAGUGGUACCUGAUCUUCUUUAACUUGCUGUUCUCUUCCCUGCCUCAACUGAUUGUUGGCGUGCUUGAUAAAGAUGUACCCGCAGACAUACUGAUUGCUGUGCCUCAGCUCUACACAAGUGGUCAAAACAUGGAGGAAUACCAGCCACAUAUGUUUUGGAUGAAUAUGAUUGAUGCCCUCUACCAAAGUCUGGUUUGCUUCUUCAUACCUUACUUUAUAGAUUAUGAUUCUGACGUGGAUAUAUUUUCAUGGGGAACCCCUAUCACCACAAUAGCUCUCUUCACAAUAAUACUACAUUUGGCUAUUGAAACUAAAACCUGGACUUGGUUCCAUGUGACAUCGUGUGUCUUCAGCAUUGCCUUAUUCUUCAUUGUGGCCCUUCUUUACAAUGCAUCUUGCCCUGUAUGUUAUCAUCCAUCUAACCCCUACUGGAUUAUGGAAAGACUGAUGGGAGAUCCUAAGUUUUAUCUGACAUGGCUUAUAACACCUGUUGUUGCUUUACUUCCCAGGUUCCUGUACAGGACACUUCAAGGGACACUUUUCCCAACCCAGCUUCAACUUGGACGCCAGUUGUCAAGGAUGCCGCCAAACACUCGCAGCCAUCUUCUAAACAGGUGGAACCCACAAAAAGAGACCGACCCCCUUAAAAACCCAGGUGCUGAACAUUCUCCAGAAAGCCUGUAUGGCUUUGCUAGAGAGGUUCUCAAGAACUGUAACCAAAACUACUCCGCGCAGUUAUCGCAGCAAGGAAAUGAGCUGGUUCAGCCACCAAACCCAGAGGCUACAAGAAGUUUAAACAUUUCUGCUGCUCCUCUUGGUGCUCAGGUAUGGGAGGAGAACGGGCAUUUUUCAGUGAUAGGCAGUCAGAGUGAAACGUCUUUGGGUUUUCACAAAGGCACUUUUGAGCUGGAUCCAACAUUAGGAGAUGAAACUUUCCACUGGAACUCAAGGGGAGACCAGUCAGACUUCAGCUUGUUGAACUGGAUCACAUCAACACCAUUGUUUAAUGAUCUUGGACGUGGCUUCCCAUGGUUCUCCAGUGGUUUACAGAAUGAAAGACGGGACAGUACGGCUGUGCAUAGGUGUCGUUCUCAGGACCUCAGAGACUCUUCAGAGCAGAACCCAGCCUGUUUUCAGGAGGAAAGGUCUGCUGACUGCUGCUUAAAGACUGAAUCUCUUGAGUCAACUUUUUUAUAAUGUAGAUGUUGGAGCAUAAAUGUUCUAUUUGCACAGGAAGAUAGAGUUGUUCUGUUUUCUGAGAAUGAAGCAGGAAAUCAAGGUACAUAGUUUUAUUUUAAGAGAAAUUUUAAGCAUAGUACAUUGAAAGCAAGAGGUUUAUAUAAAAAUAAAAGAUGCAUAUAUAUAUUUAUUUAUCAUCUCAUUUUAUACAAAUGCAGAAUGUUUAUUUUUUAUUUGCUUCUGUUCUGUGCUCAUUUACUGGGUCACAUCUGUUGGAUUUCUGCUCAGAGAUCAAAGUAAUUGUCGGUUCAGCUUGUCACAAGGCAUGAACCCUUAUAUUGAUUGACUUGUUAACAUAUAAGCAGUCCUCUGUGAGUUUUCUGAGAGGUAGGUGGGCAGGUCCUGGGAGUUUGGGGUUAGAAUGUAUGUAUGGAAGCAAAUCAUUAGGAAAUCCUUUGGAAACAAAGCCUCAUUCUGUAAAAUAGUGUUACGCUGCAGUGGAAAUAAUGCUAACGUUUUACAGAUAUGACCUUUUCUGUUUCAACCACAGAGGUUGUGUAUAACAAGAAAGCAAUAAAUAAGUCAAGACCUAUAUUGCAACCGUA
Pogona vitticeps (central bearded dragon) is the source of this 5295-nucleotide messenger RNA. It is a transcript of the gene ATP10A, whose product is annotated as ATPase phospholipid transporting 10A (putative). Gene Ontology annotation, cellular component: plasma membrane. The record is from RefSeq and is a predicted model, not a curated record. NCBI's taxonomy places the organism in Eukaryota, Metazoa, Chordata, Lepidosauria, Squamata, Agamidae. Gene Ontology annotation, biological process: phospholipid translocation. Gene Ontology annotation, molecular function: magnesium ion binding; ATP hydrolysis activity; ATPase-coupled intramembrane lipid carrier activity.